CAAAGCAGUUGGUAAUACUUAGGAGUUUGAAUUCCUUACGUCAAAUAUAUUUAUUUACCUUUUCUUCACUCUAAUUCCUUUAUCCCAUUUUUAUCUUUAACCAGAUACUGAUUUUUAUUUUGACACAAUCCAUUCUGUCUUCAAUCAUCAAGAUGAUAGGAUCGUUUCUAUCAAGAACCCUUAUAAUGAUAUUUGGGUAUGCUUAUCCUGCUUACGAAUGCUUUAAAGUGGUGGAGAAGACAGACAUUGACGUUCAGCAACUCUUGUUUUGGUGUCAAUACUGGAUUUUAGUUGCGACGCUCACAGUUUGUGAAAGAAUAUGCGACAACUUAAUUUCAUGGUUGCCAAUGUACAGUGAAGCAAAAUUGGCAGUAUUUAUAUAUCUCUGGCAUCAAAAAACAAGAGGAACAAUUUAUGUGUAUAAUGCGUUUUUCCGCCCGGUGGUGAGGAAACAUGAGACUGAAAUUGAUGAUAGCUUGUUGGAGCUAAGAGUUAAGGGUGGGAAGAUUGCACUUGUUUAUUGGGAAAAGGCUGCAAUUUAUGGGCAGACAAAGGUUUUUGAAGUUUUGCAGUAUGUUUCUUCUCAAUCUGCAUUAUGGCCUCGUUCUGUUCAGCAAGAAUCAAAUGCUACUACAAAUGAAAAACCUUUAGUUUGUGAUUCAAAUGCCCAGAAGGAUACCAAGGAAAGGCAGUCCACCACACUUAGCUUACAAUCCAAAGCCUCCUCAAGUGUAAAAUAAAGCAUUGUCAUCAUGCAUUAGGAAUGUAGUUCUUUGAGCAAGGUGUAAAUUGUAGAUACUAAAUAGCGGAUAUUUUUUCUUCUUGCAUGCCAAUCUCACAUAAUUUUACAAUUCUUAUUCAUAUUGUAUUUAUAUUAGGUCGAUGCCAAUACGU
Messenger RNA from Mercurialis annua (annual mercury), 894 nucleotides. Its product is annotated as putative HVA22-like protein g. Bases 153 to 740 code for a protein of 195 amino acids. NCBI's taxonomy places the organism in Eukaryota, Viridiplantae, Streptophyta, Magnoliopsida, Malpighiales, Euphorbiaceae. The record is from RefSeq and is a predicted model, not a curated record. The transcript is spliced from 7 exons.